This is a messenger RNA of Parnassius apollo (apollo), 447 nucleotides long. The record is from the annotation of a GenBank genome assembly. NCBI's taxonomy places the organism in Eukaryota, Metazoa, Arthropoda, Insecta, Lepidoptera, Papilionidae.
AUGAUUGUAUUGAAAGCAGAAGUAUUCAAUGAUGGGCGACAUACAGGAGAAAAUAUAGCGGCAAAGUUAGAAACUAUGUUGUCAUCAUGGGGAAUUCCCAAAGAAAACGUAUUAUGUAUUGUUAGAGAUGGUGGCACUAAGAUGAAAAAAGGUAUUUCUUUAUUAAUUAUUAAAAACAUUGACUGUUUAUCGCACCAAAUCCAAGAAAAAUUUGAAAAUGAAGAAGACCCACUUCUUUGGUGGAAAGUAAAUAGCAACAAAUAUGGCAUUCUUUCUCCGGUAGCCAAAGAAUAUUUGGUAACUCCGCCCACAAGUGUCCUCAGUGAAAGAGUUUUCAGUGGAGCUAAAAUAUUUUACAUACCUCACCGAAACAGGCUGCACGGAGAAAGAGCCUCCAAACUGUUAUUUUUAAAAUUUAACAUUCCAUCGCUUCAAUUUAAUUAUUAA